AUAUUAGCUCACCGUAUAUAAAAUUAUGGCUAUAGCAAAUAUCGGAUUGUACGUGAAGAAAGUCGAACUAGCUAGCUAAUUAAUUCCAUAUAUAUUUCCUAACAUAGUAUGGAUUGGCUAUGGAGUACAUUCCUAGUAUGCUGCAUUUCUCUUGUGGCGGUGCUUUACCACCGCCGCUACUCCACCACCAGGGCCAAUCUACCGCCGGGGCCACGGGGGUGGCCCGUGUUCGGCAACAUGUUCCAACUCGGCUCCAUGCCACACAAGACCAUCGCGGGCCUCAAGAGCCACUACGGGCCCGUGGUGUGGCUAAGAAUCGGGUCCAUCAACACCAUGGCCCUCCUCACCGCAGGAGCCGCGGCGGAGCUCUUCAAGAACCACGACGCCAGCUUCGCGGAGCGCACGAUCACCGACGUGAUGACGUCCCACAACUUCCACAAGGCGGCACUUUCGCUCUCCCCCUACGGGCCCUACUGGCGCUCCAUGAAGCGGAUGAUGACCGUCGAGAUGCUCGUGCACAAACGAAUCGUCGAGACGGAGCCCAUCAGGCGGCGGUGCGUAUCCAACAUGGUCCAAUGGAUCCAAAACGAAUCAUCAUCGUCGGGCGGGCAUGGGGUCCACGUGGCAAGGUUUGUGUUUCUGGCGUCGUUCAAUAUGUUGGGGAACCUAAUGCUGUCGAGGGAUCUUGUGAGCCCGGAAUCGGAGGAAGGGUCGGAGUUCUUUGCGGCGAUGAUUGAUAUGAUGGAGUGGUCGGGGCACCCGAAUAUUGGGGAUUUGUUUCCAUGGAUGAAGUGGAUGGAUCCUCAAGGGUUGAGAAGGAAUGCUGAACGUGGGAUGGGGAAGAUUUUGAAGAUUGUGGGAGGGUUUGUGGAAGAAAGGCAAUCAUCCAAUGCGAAUAAUAAGGACUUUUUGGAGGUUUUACUGAAAUACGAAGGCGAUGGCGGCAAGAUUGAUGACCAACGUCAAAUUUCCGAUCACGACCUCAAUAUCAUCAUUAUGGAGGUGUUCUUAGCGGGUUCAGAGACAACAAGCAGCACAACCGAAUGGGCGAUGGUGGAGCUGCUAAGCCACCCUGAAGCCAUGAACAAGGCCAAAGUCGAGUUAGACGAGGUGGUCGGAAAAGGUAACACAUUCGAAGAAAGCCACAUAGAUAAACUUCCCUACUUACAAGCCGUGUUAAAAGAGACCCUACGAUUGCAUCCCCCAAUUCCAUUCCUAGUCCCACGACGGGCAAUUCACGAAACAGAUUUCAUGGGUUAUCGGAUUCCCAAAGACACUCAGCUUUUCGUGAACGCAUGGGUAAUAGGAAGGGAUCCAGAAUGCUGGGACGACCCUUUAUCGUUCAAACCCGAGAGAUUUUUGGGCUCGAAAAUCGACUUCAAAGGACAUCAUUUUGAGCUUAUUCCGUUUGGUGCUGGUCGGAGGAUUUGCGCCGGAAUUCCGCUUGCUCACCGGAUGUUACACCUUGUGUUGGGGACACUGCUGCAUGAAUUUGAUUGGCGGGUUGAUGAGAUUGAGAGGAAGGGGAUGAUCGAUACGAGGGAGAGGAUUGGAGUCACGGUUAGGAAAUUGGUGCCUUUGAAAGCGAUACCUCAAAGGUGUUCGAUGUAAUGUAAUGUGACAACCGAGUGCAUGAUGA
This is a messenger RNA of Erythranthe guttata (spotted monkey flower), 1639 nucleotides long. Its product is annotated as cytochrome P450 76A2. The record is from RefSeq and is a predicted model, not a curated record. Gene Ontology annotation, molecular function: iron ion binding; oxidoreductase activity, acting on paired donors, with incorporation or reduction of molecular oxygen; monooxygenase activity. Lineage: Eukaryota; Viridiplantae; Streptophyta; Magnoliopsida; Lamiales; Phrymaceae.